Molecule: messenger RNA, 1876 nt
Organism: Quercus lobata
Lineage: Eukaryota; Viridiplantae; Streptophyta; Magnoliopsida; Fagales; Fagaceae
Product: tubulin beta chain-like
Exons: 4
Coding region: 323-1663 (446 amino acids)
Biological process (GO): microtubule-based process
Cellular component (GO): microtubule
Molecular function (GO): structural constituent of cytoskeleton; GTP binding; GTPase activity
Source: RefSeq, a predicted model, not a curated record
AUGGACCCCGCCAUCUACAAAUGGUCUUCAACUCCAUCAUCAAAGAAUAGUCAUACACCAAGUCAGUAUGUCAUCAAUCUCAACCUCAACCUCCAAAAUACCAUUUUCAUAAUUUUGGUUCCAACUGAGUAAAAGUUAGGAGAGCCAAAAACCAUUACAGAACCUUUCAAGCCUUUUAUCAAAUAUAGAAAUCGCUGAUUUCACAAACACUUUUUUGUGAGAUUCUUUAUGUCACAGAAAGUUGAGAGACAAACAAAUUGGUUCAAAAAUAAACAGGCCUAUGAUCAUUGGGCUUUUCAGUUAACUUCGUACCAAUCCGAAAAUGCGUGAGAUUCUUCAUAUUCAAGGAGGGCAAUGUGGGAACCAAAUCGGUUCAAAGUUUUGGGAAGUUGUAUGUGAUGAACAUGGGAUUGAUCAAAGUGGGCAAUACAUAGGAAACUCAGAACUACAGCUUGAGAGAGUGAAUGUUUAUUUCAAUGAGGCUAGUGGUGGAAGGUACGUGCCAAGGGCUGUGCUUAUGGACCUUGAACCAGGCACCAUGGACAGCAUUAGGAGUGGCCCUUAUGGCCUGAUUUUUAGGCCUGAUAACUUCGUUUUCGGCCAGUCCGGGGCUGGAAACAAUUGGGCUAAGGGCCAUUACACCGAAGGCGCCGAGCUUAUUGAUUCGGUUCUUGAUGUUGUGAGGAAGGAAGCUGAGAAUUGUGAUUGCUUGCAAGGAUUUCAGGUUUGUCAUUCACUAGGAGGUGGAACAGGAUCUGGAAUGGGAACUCUGCUCAUUUCAAAGAUUAGAGAAGAAUACCCGGAUAGAAUGAUGCUCACGUUCUCUGUCUUUCCAUCUCCUAAAGUGUCAGACACUGUUGUGGAGCCAUACAAUGCCACACUUUCUGUACAUCAGCUUGUAGAGAAUGCUGAUGAAUGUAUGGUUCUUGACAAUGAAGCACUCUAUGAUAUCUGCCUUCGGACUCUUAAACUCACAACCCCAAACUUCGGGGACUUGAAUCAUCUAAUUUCAGGAACCAUGAGUGGAGUGACUUGUUGUUUGCGAUUCCCGGGUCAAUUGAACUCAGACCUCCGGAAGUUAGCGGUGAACUUGAUCCCAUUCCCACGUCUGCACUUCUUCAUGGUUGGUUUUGCGCCUCUGACCUCUCGAGGAUCACAGCAGUACCAGUCGCUUACUGUCCCCGAACUGACACAGCAAAUGUGGGACGCCAAGAAUAUGAUGUGCGCAGCUGAUCCAAGACAUGGCCGAUACCUCACAGCAUCAGCCUUGUUCAGAGGCAAAAUGAGCACCAGAGAAGUUGAUGAACAGGUGUUGAAUGUGCAGAACAAAAACUCUUCCUACUUCGUCGAAUGGAUUCCCAACAAUGUGAAGUCUAGUGUUUGUGACAUCCCACCAAGAGGGCUUGCCAUGGCUUCAACUUUCAUUGGGAAUUCAACCUCUAUACAGGAGAUGUUCAGUCGAGUGAGUGAGCAGUUCACAGCCAUGUUUAGGAGGAAGGCUUUCUUGCAUUGGUACACUGGAGAAGGAAUGGAUGAGAUGGAAUUCACCGAAGCAGAGAGUAAUAUGAAUGAUCUUGUCGCAGAGUAUCAGCAGUACCAGGAUGCAACAAUUGAUGAGGAUGAUGAAUACGAAGUUGAUGAUGAUGUGGGCACUGAGAACUGAAGUUGUUCACCCAAGUUGCUGUUUGGGAUGAUACAAGUAGUACUUAUCAAUAAGUUUAUGUCUUCUAGUCCAUUUGUAUGCACUGUUUUGGCCCCCCUAGUGAUUUUUGUUUUUCUAUGUACUUUAUAAGCCCCUCCUAUCAAAUUGCCUUUCUCUGGCUGUAUAUCUAAUGUGAUGUAUAUGAACCAAGUCUUUGCUACUUGGUAUUAGUCC